Messenger RNA from Bombus huntii, 786 nucleotides. RefSeq names its product myosin-2 heavy chain, non muscle-like. The record is from RefSeq and is a predicted model, not a curated record. The coding region runs from base 1 to 786 and encodes 261 amino acids. The transcript has 3 exons. NCBI's taxonomy places the organism in Eukaryota, Metazoa, Arthropoda, Insecta, Hymenoptera, Apidae.
AUGAGCAAAAAAUCAGAAGACACAUCUUCUGUUAGCCCUAUGGCUACUGGUGUGGAUCCAAGUAUUCGGGCCAUACUAGACGCUAUGCAGAAGCAGAACGAAAUCAAGUUAAGAAAACUGUUAAAGGAGACUAUUAAAGCAGCGACUAGUCGGAGUUAUCAGGGGGCGCAUGAUCCAAAAUUAAAUAAUAAAAUAAAAGGUUUUGUUACUGAAAAGUUAGAGAGAUUUCAUGACAACAAAAGCAUUGCCUGUGCAGAGUGCAGUGUAUCAAUGUGCACUAAAAAUGCAAGCAACGUGACGAUUACUUUUAGAACACCACAAGCACCACGAAAACACAAUCAAGACCAAACAAGAUCAAGUUCAAAAGUGAAGUUACGUGAGCUUAUUACUGCUAACGACCAAAAAUUGAAUUACGAUCCCGAGCAUCAACUCGCUGAUCUUCAAGUAGAAUGUUCCGACAAAGACAGGACGACACAAGAGCUCGAGAAGCACAUAGAGGACAUGAAGGAGGAAAAGCAAUUGGAGAAGAAAUUAGCUGAUGCUUACGAAGAGGUCGAGGAACAACGUCAGGUUGUUGGACAAUGGAAACGACGCGUGCAAAGUCUGAAUGACGAGAUGCACGACUUGAGACUACUGUUGGAAGAACAAACAGCUAGGAAUAAUCUUCUGGAAAAGAAACAGCGCAAAUUUGAUUCAGAAACUCAGAAUCUAAUGAACGAUCUGCGGCAAGAGAAAACGCAACGUAAAAGAUUAGCUAGAGAAAAAGAAAUCGCGAUCGCGGAGUAG